AACGGUUAUAACACGUCUUUUCAAUGAGUCUCGAAAUAUGCUUACUCACCGAUUGCUUUUUAUUUUUGAAUCCAUAAGACUGCAUUCCGAUACUUGAAUCUAGACUACAUUCCGAAAUUCAUUGAAAACAAAGGUGUGGAAAAAUCGAUUCGCUGAAAAAAAAAACGUGCAAUUCUGUCCACGACUGUAUAGGAGGACAAGAGCCCCUAUAGACACCCAGCCGAUCUGCUCCGUCAAUGAAUCAAGUUGCUACGUUACUUUACACAUGCGCACAAGUUUUCCUAUUAUGUAGAUAAAUUCUUAUUGAAAAAGAAUUCGAAUUCCACACUAUCUUAUUCACACUGUCUCAGGUCAGCAAUCAGCAGUUGUAUCUCAGAAAGUUCUGGGAAAUUCGGAAUGCCAGUACUGAAUAUCCUGAGUGAGCUUCUUUCUUCGAUGUAGUGGAAACAAAAUAUACCUACAAUUUCUAUAACCAGUCUUUAACAGUAAUCUGACAUUUAUCAAGAUGUCUUGUGCUAUCGAUCUUCAACGACAAGAGGAUGAAGUGGCUGUAAUUUCUAGUAUUUAUGACGAAACAGAAUUUUUCCAUGUGAAACUCAAGGAGGGUACAAGAUGUUCAGUCACCAUACAUCCAAUAUUUCUUAAAAAACUAGAAAUAAAAUUUAGUAGUGGUCCUUCUGAUAUGGUUCUCAACGAUAGUAUCUCUGUAGAACAUCUACCGCCAAUCAGAAUGUAUAUUUAUCUCCCUAACACAUAUCCAUCUAAAACAUCACCAGAAUUUUGCCUUUCCAUUAUUUGGUUGUCACCUUGGGAAAUAUCUUUACUUUGUCAGAAAUUAGAUGAAAUAUGGGAAGAAAACCAGGGCAACGAGAUCAUCUUCCUGUGGAUAAAUUUCCUACAAAACGAUCUUUUCAGUUUUCUAAAUAUAUCAGAAUCGUUAGAUAUUUCCUUCUUACAUUUAAUUCACACGUCACGAGAUAAUAUCACAUUACGCCUAAUCCAGUUAUCCGAUCCCAGGGCUCAGAAUGGUGCAUUAUUAUUAGAUAUCAAAAGAUUAUUAAUAUCUUAUGACAAGAAGCAACAUAAAGCACAAUUCGUCAAGAACUUUUAUACUUGCUACAUAUGCUUCGAGGAAUGUGCAGGACUAAAUUGUAUAGAAUUAGAAAACUGUGGGCAUGUCUAUUGCAAAAGUUGCAUGGAGAAGCACGUACGUAUCAGGAUUGUCGAGUAUAUUAAUGAGAUAUUGUGUCCGACGAUAGACUGCAAGCGGCAAAUAAGCGAUAACAACGUUAAAACUCUCUGUCCGGACUUGUUUUUCCAAUACGAAGAAAUCAUGUUACGAGUAACGUUAGACACCAUGGACGAUGUAGUGUACUGUCCACAAAUUUCUUGUCAAUAUCCGGUUAUUAGAAACCCGGACGAUACCGCACCGAUCUGUCCUAUUUGCAAAUUCUGUUUUUGCAUCUAUUGCCGUAAGAUGUACCAUGGACAAGCACCCUGUGAAAUGACAUCGACCGAUACUAUAAAACUCAUUGAUGAGUACAGAAAUAGCAGUAAUAAGAAGAAACAGAUGUUAGAGAAGACAUAUGGCAAGCGUCAAAUGCAAUUAAUUGAAAAAUAUCUUACGACUGAAUAUCUACAAGAUAAUGCGAAAAGUUGCCCGAAAUGCCGUUCUUUCAUUAGCAAAACCGAAGGUUGCAAUAAAAUGACGUGUAGACAUUGCCAAUCUUUAUUUUGCUGGCUAUGCAACGAACAAAUAUAUGGAUAUGAGCACUUCAAUAACGUCGACAGUCAAUGUUACGGACUUUUAUUUCAUGGCAUAGAUACGGACAACGUCUUGGAUUAUGUUAUUGGUGAUGCAAUGGAUAAUAUAAAUCCAUUCUUUGAAGAUCUCCACAUUUAAAUGUUUAUAUUAUAACA
Molecule: messenger RNA, 1920 nt
Organism: Atta colombica
Lineage: Eukaryota; Metazoa; Arthropoda; Insecta; Hymenoptera; Formicidae
Product: E3 ubiquitin-protein ligase RNF14-like
Exons: 5
Coding region: 506-1903 (465 amino acids)
Biological process (GO): positive regulation of proteasomal ubiquitin-dependent protein catabolic process; ubiquitin-dependent protein catabolic process; protein polyubiquitination
Cellular component (GO): ubiquitin ligase complex; cytoplasm
Molecular function (GO): zinc ion binding; ubiquitin conjugating enzyme binding; ubiquitin protein ligase activity
Source: RefSeq, a predicted model, not a curated record